Molecule: messenger RNA, 5102 nt
Organism: Rubroshorea leprosula
Lineage: Eukaryota; Viridiplantae; Streptophyta; Magnoliopsida; Malvales; Dipterocarpaceae
Source: the annotation of a GenBank genome assembly
CCAUUAAUUUUUCGCCUUCAUUUUUGCUGCUGCAAGGUAGUUUUCAUUUUCACUGAGAUCUGGUCUGUGAUACUGAGUACCCACAAUCCCUGAAAAAAUGGAAGCUUUAACAUCCAGCUUUGCUGAUGUGAUGGUCUCUACUCUCUUCAAUUUUAUUUCUGAUCGAUUGUCGGCUUCGGAGUUAAUCGGCUUUGCUCGAAAGGAGCAGUUUUUGUUCCAACUCAAGAUGUGGAAAGAUCUUCUGCCCAAAAUCAAUGCCAUGCUUCAGGACGCACAACAAAACCACACCGCCAGUCGUGCCCUCAAACUCUGGCUCUCCGAUUUAAGAGACCUUGCUUACGAUGCUGAAGACAUCAUUGAUGAAAUUGAGACCGAGGCCCUGCACCGGAAAAUACUAAGAAACGCUCAAUUUGGCACCCCCAGCAAGGUACGCUUGUUAUUGCUCCCAUGUUGUGCUGGUCUUAAUUCAAGUGGCAUUAAGUUUAGUGGGCGGCUGGGGUCAGAGAUAGAAGCUAUCACUGCUAGAUUUCAACAGAUUCUUAUGCAAAAGAAUAUUUUGAAUUUGGUGGAGAGGGGUGGCCAGGGGAGAUUGAAGACAAAAGUGGAAAGGCUGCCCUCUACUUCUCUUGUUGAUGAAGCUCGGAUUUUUGGCAGGGAACAGGAUAAACAAGUCAUUCUUGAACGGUUAAUGGAUGGUAAUACUGGUGUCAUUUCAAUAAUCGGAAUGGGUGGUGUGGGCAAAACCGCGCUUGCUCAGUCAGUUUACAAUGAUGAUAAAAUUGAGAACUCUUUUGAGUUGAGAGUUUGGGUUUGUGUCUCUACGGAAUUCGAUUCUAUUAGAGUGACUAGGACUGUGCUGCAGGGUGUUACUUUAGCGAGUCUGCCGCAGGUUGUUACUUCGGAGAGCCUGCCGCAGGGUGAUACUUCGGAGAGCCUGCCGCAGGGUGAUACUUCGGAGAGCCUGCCGCAGGGUGAUACUUCGGAGAGCCUGCCGCAGGGUGAUACUUCGGAGAGUCUGCCGCAGGGUGAUACUUCGGAGAGUCUGCUGCGGGGUGUUACUUCGGAGAGUCUACCGCGGGGUGAUACUUCGGAGAGUCUACCGCGGGGUGUUACUUCGGAGAGUCUACCGCGGGGUGUUACUUCGGAGAGUCUGCCACGGGGUGUUACUCCGGAGAGUCUGCCGCGGGUGAAACUAAAGGAGAUGCUUUCUGGAAAGAAGUUUUUGAUUGUUUUGGAUGAUGUUUGGAAUGAGAACUAUGAGCAAUGGGAGGUUCUGCGAACACCCUUCAUGGCAGGAGCGCCUGGGAGUAAAGUACUUGUAACCACUCGAAAUGAAAGGGUUGCAUCCAUCAUGACCACAUAUCCGGUAUACCAUUUACCGGUGUUGUCUAACGAUGCUUGCUUUUUGUUGUUUGUCACACAUGCCCUUGGUGCUAGUAAUUUUGAUGAACACCCGAAUCUAAAAGAAAUUGGUGAAGAAAUAGUGCGAAAGUGCAAAGGCUUACCACUGGCAGCCAAGACUUUGGGUGGGCUUCUGCGUGGUAAAGUAAGUUAUCAUGAAUGGGAAGAUUUGUUGAGGAGCAAGAUGUGGGACAUACCAGAAGAAAGGAGUGGCAUCCUUCCUGCUCUGAUGUUGAGCUAUCAUUAUCUUCCUUCCCAAUUGAAACGAUGCUUUGCCUAUUGUGCUAUGUUUCCAAAGGACUAUGAAUUUGACAAGAAUGACUUGGUUCUACUAUGGAUGGCUGAGGGGUUAAUACGACAAGCAAAGGGAGAAAAACAAAUGCAAGUUGUAGCUCAAUCCGUUGCUGGAGAAAUAUGCCUUAAUUUUGAGGAUACCAUUGAAGACAAGCCGCAUGCAUUUAUUGCAAAGCUUCGUCAUUUGUCAUUCACUCGCCACCAGUAUGAGAUUUCCAAAAGAUUUGAAGCACUAGAUCUUGUGCAGUGUUUACGGACUUUCAUAGCUUUACCAAUGGAUACAUCAUCUCGGGCAGCACACUAUUACAUAAGUAACGAUGUGUUACAGGAGUUGCUGGCAAAAUUCAGAUGCUUAAGGGUGCUGUGUUUGAGUGGAUACUGCAUAGACGAAAUACCAUAUUCUAUUGGUGAUCUGAAGCAUUUGAGGUACCUUAAUUUGUCUCACAGUACAAUUAAACAGUUACCAGAAUCUGUGGGCAACCUAUUCAACUUACAAACACUUUUAUUGCGAGGCUGCAGGAAGCUUACUGAGCUGCCACAAGUGGAGAUGCCAUUGCAAAUAGCCAAUUUGAAAAAUCUUCAGGCUUUGUCCAAAUUCUGUGUUGGAAAGGACAGUCGGUUUGGCAAUAUUAGAGAAUUGAAGGACUUGUUACAUUUAAAAGGGGAGCUUUCUAUUACUGGAUUGGAAAAUGUGGUGAAUGUACGAGAUGCUAGGGAUGCUAAUCUAAUGCACAAGCAUGGUAUUGAUGGCUUAUGUUUGAAAUGGAGUAGUGAGUUCCUUGAUCACCGAAAGGAAGAAGGCGAGAUGCUUGUUCUUGAUAUGCUAAAACCUAAUAAGAAUCUGAAAGAACUUACAAUUUCAUUUUAUGGUGGUAAAAGAUUUCCAUCAUGGUUAGGAGAUCCCUCAUUCACUAAUAUUGUGCACAUGAGCCUCAAUGACUGCAGUAAAAGCAUGUCACUUCCAUCACUUGGGAGACUGCCAUCAUUGAAGAAGUUGUUCCUCCAAGGCAUGAAUGGAGUCAAGAAGGUGGGUCUUGAGUUUUGUGGAGAUGGUUUGCCUUCUACUCAGAGGUUUCCAUCCUUGGAAAUUCUGUGGUUUCAGAAUAUGUUAAAAUGGGAACGUUGGUCUUCCACUCACGAAGGUGCUGAAGAUUUAGCUGAUGAAUUUCCUUCUCUUCAAGAGCUCAUGAUAAAAAAUUGUCCAAAGCUGACUGGGGACUUACCCAGACGCCUUCCUUCCCUUGUGAAGCUUAUCAUUAGUCAUUGCCCAAAGUUGGAGGGUUCACUAGUGAGCCUCCCCUCCCUUUGCGAAUUAAAUAUUGAAGACUGCAACAAGGAGCAACUGAAAAAUAUUGUUCACCUUACUUCCUUAACAACACUGAGAAUCCGAAGUAUUAGGGACCUUGCAUGUCUGCCGCAAGAGAUGCUACAGUCUCUAGGUGCACUUCAAACCCUUAAUGUAUCCAAUUGCACUGAACUGACAUCUUUGUGGCAGAAGGGUACUGGAAUGAAGAACAUAGUUUCUCUUGAGCACCUAAAAAUAAAGGGCUGCUCCAAAUUUGUAUCUCUGAUAAAAAAUGAGCAAGGUCUUCCUAAUGGUUUGGAUGAUAUUGAAUUGAUCAACCAUGGCAACUUGGAGAAACUGACUCUCAAAAGUUUGCAUAUUGAAUCAUGCCCAAAACUUGUAUCAUUUCCUGAGACAGGUUGCUUGUCCACACUUAGACAUCUUAAGCUGAAAGACUGUGCAGCUCUAAAGAACCUGCCUGAUUGGAAGAUCAUGCUUAAUUGCAGGACUAGUGAUUGUCUUCUUGAAGACUUGGAGAUUGAGAAAUGUCCUUUACUCACAUACCUUCCAAGAGUCAACAUGCUUACCAGUUUGCAGAGGUUGAAAAUCCGAGGUUGUAGAGAUUUGCAGUCUCUACCAGAGGGAAUCAUGCAGAACAAUAACAGCACACACAUGUGGGAUCUUAAGAGGUUGGAGAUUGAUGAUUGUCCAUCUCUAGUGUGCUUUCCUGAAGGCAUAUUACCAUUUAGUCUUAAAACACUGAAAAUUUGUGAUUGCUCAAAGCUGGAACCACUUUCAGAGCGGCUACUGCACAACAAUGCAUCACUUGAAUACAUCUAUAUUCGGAACUAUACAACUCUCAGAAAGACAGGCCUCUCACCCACUUUGAAAACCUUAGAAAUCUAUAGUUGUGCCAAUCUCAAAUCCCUACCUGAGAGGAUGCAAAAUCUUGCCUCUCUUCAAUGUCUAACAGUUUGUGACUGUCCGUGUCUUGUGUCGUUUCCCAAAGGGGGUUUGUCCCCUCAACUAUUGGUGCUGGAGGUCUGGGAUUGCAUGAAUUUGAAGGAGCCAAUGUCAGAGUGGAACCUACACUCUCUAGCCUCUCUUAAAGAGCUCAUCAUUGUUGGUGCACCGGAUACAGCUUCCUUCCCAGAUGAAAAGUGUCUGCUCCCUACAACUCUCACUUCUAUAGUCAUUUCUAGACUCAACAGUCUGGAAUCUCUAUCCACAGAACUGCAAAACCUGACCUCUCUUGAAGAGCUAGAAGUCAGCGAUUGUCCAAAGCUUCAAGAGUUGCCAAGGGAAGGAAUGCCUGCAAAACUUGGAAAACUUUGUAUCAGAAACUGUCAACUUCUACAACAACGAUUAAAGAAGAAAGGAGCAUAUUGGCCGUUGAUAGCCCGCAUUCCUUGCAUAGAAAUAAUAGAUGGUAUCUAUUCUUGUUUUCUGUUAUGUUUGGAUAAACUUUUGUUGGACUACUUAAUUCUUGUUGAGGCUGGUGGUGAUGGAUUCAAGGAGGAGGAGAACCACAGAUCCCCUUACCUUCUCUCAGAGCUACGUCGAGAUAACCUAUCUUCCUUUUUACCUCAAAACACUUUACAGUUUUCAACAUCUCAUUUGCGGUCCGUUGUUGUUGUUGGCAUUUUCCUCUGUGGUGUUUUGUUUGUUGUUGUUGGAAUGCAAGUCUGGAGAAAGUUUGGGGGAAAGAUACAAUGCACGUUUGGCAGCUUAAACUGGAGGACCACAUUUAGGGAAUGGAGCGGAGUUGGCAUCCAAGCACUGGCAGCAUCUUCCUUGAGCUUGAGGAUUUACAACUUCUGAACAUUGGAUGACACUAAACAUUUGUACAUAUACUUGGUACUUGUAUGAGCAAAUAAACUGUAUAGUUGAAUUUGUUCGAGAGAGAGUUACAAGAUUGGAUAAUCCUUACCUCUUUAGGGACGUUCUUCUACCUAACCUUACGCUUACCUCAGAGUUUGGAAGAGAGAGCUCUGCAGUUUUGACACAUCCCCUGAGUUCUCUAAGCUCUGUUUAUUGUCAUUUACAGCCAAAUAGAUUUUAUCUCUGUUAUUUCUUAAACAGUUUAUGGUAUCAAAACAUGGAAUAUAAAUUUCAAUUUUUU